UGCUGCACGCCGAGGCUCAUUUUGACGCGAUGGUUUCAGGAGCGAAUUGCGGCCGCUCCUGAAUGGAAGUUUCCGCUACACGCCAUUUACUUUGACGGCUUUCGUGCCCUGCGUCUUGAGUAAGCAAUGCGUAUGAUUAGAGCAGCCGAAUGACCUAGAGGUGAAGAGGUUUUGCGUCUGAAGCCUCCCCAUCUCCCUCCGGACGGACUCGACCAGCCGUGAGUGAGUGAGUGAGUGAGUGAGGUCGCUGGGUGAAGAUGGCGCAAGCCCUGUCGGAAGAGGAGUUCCACCGUAUGCAGGCUCAGCUUCUAGAGCUGCGAACACAGAACUACCAGCUCUCGGAUGACCUGCGAAAGAACACUGCAGAGCUCAACAGUGUCCGGCAGAAGACCUUGACCUUGGAAAAGGAUUGCAUCAAAGCUCAGAAGGCACUCAGUAAGAGCAAGAAGGCCCAGGAGGUGGACGCAUUACUGAGUGAGAAUGAGAUGCUCCAGGGCAAGCUGCACUGUCAGGAGGACGACUUCAGACUACAGAACAGUACCCUCAUGCAAGAACUGUCCAAGUUAUGUUCUCAGAUCGAGCAGCUGGAGCGGGAGAACCAGGGCCUGAAGGAGGGGCGGGGCCUCCAAGCUUCCACACCCAACCCCGUCUCCACCCCUACUGAUGGAGAGUUUCUGCGUAUGCAGGCUGAGAACGCUGCCCUACAGAAAAAAUUGGCAGCUCUUCAGGAGCACUAUGAUGGUGAGUUGAACCGUUUGCGGGGAAUAGACGUUAAUGACAGUAAGGAAGCAGUGAUUGACAAGCAGGCUGACACCAACGGCAUCCACCAAUUGCAUGCCGACACCAGCGGCCUCGGGGAAAAUCCAGCAGGCGCUGCAGCCCAUGACCCCCUGGAGCAGGCGGAGAUGAAGAGCAGCCCUCUGGAGCUGAGCACCUGCCAGCGGAACGAGGUGGAGUUGAAGCUUCAGACGGAGAUGGAAGAGAAGGUUUUGCUGAGGGAACAGCUGCAGGCCCAGGAGGCAUCCAAGCAGACUGAAAUUGCAAAACUCCAGGAAGAGAUUACAAAGCUCUCCGACAAACUGAAGAAAAAGCAGGAGAGCUUCCUGCGGCUCCAGGGUGAGAAGGAGGCUCUCUACAAUGACAGCAGGACCAAAAUAGAGGAACUUCAGCAGCGCAAAGAAGAGGAGCUGAAGUCCAUAAACCUGCGUGUCCAGAAACUCCAGACUGACUUAAUGACCGCUAACCAGAAUGUUGCUGAGCUGAAGGAUCAGCUGCAGAGCAAGCAGAGAGAGCACGAGUUGGCUCUCCAUGCACUCAAAGAGCAGGUAGCGUGUCAGAGUGCAGUCAGUCAGGAGCAGGUGGAAGGCGUGCUGAGUGAGAACGAUGCACUCAGGACUAACCUUGCCGCCCUAGAACAGAUCCAGUCAGUAAAGAUUCAGGAGUUGAACCUGCUGAGAGAGCAGAACAUGGCUUUGAAUGUGGAGCUACAGCAAAAGCGCACUGAACAGGAGAGUUUCCUGGCGCAGAGAGAUGACCUCAUCUCCCAACUUCAGGAGUCUAACCGAGCCAACACUAGACUGUUGGAGCAGGUAUCUGAACUGGGUCUGGAGAAAGACAAACUGCAGCAGGAACUAGAGGAAGCCAAAAAAAGUGCAGACAAGCGCAAGGCCAUGCUGGACGAGCUGGCCAUCGAGAUGGCGCAGGAGAAGUCUCGACACAAAGAGGAGCUGGGGGACCUGCGCCUCCAGCACGAGAAGGAGGUGCUGAGUGUGCGGGCGCGUUACGAGAAGGAGCUGCGUGGCCUCCACGAGGAGAAGGGCCGCACCGAGGAGGAGCUCCACGCCCAGCUACGAGACGAGAAGGCACGUACAAAAGAGCUGGAGAGUUUGCAGCACAGUGUGGAAGAGCUGCAGGCGCAGGUGCAAUCCAUGGAGGGAGCCAAGGGCUGGUUCGAACGCAGGCUCAAAGAGGCUGAGGACACAAUGGAAAAAAACACUUUGGAACAUGCAGAAGAGAUUCAGAGACUAUGCAGGGAGCAUGUACUCCAGCUUGAGGAGAAGGCAAGUGAGAUUCAGGCCAUGAAGCAGCAGAUCACUGACAUGGAAAAGAAAAAGGAGGAUCUGAACAGUACCAUUACUAAACUCACACAGGAGAUUCGAGACACAGUGGAUGAACAAAGAAUUCUGGAAAAGAAAGGCAGUUCAGCUCUGAAAGAUCUAAAGCGCCAGCUCCACCUGGAGAGGAAAAGAGCCGACAAACUGCAGGAGCGGCUGCAGGAGAUCCUGACCAAUGCCAAGACCAAGACGGGUCUAGAGGAGCUGGUGUUGUCAGAGAUCAGCUCUCCAAACAGGACUCAGCAGACCGGAGACAGCAGUAGUGUCUCCUCCUUUAGCUACAGGGAGAUGAUGAAGGAGGGAGCCUCGGCGCAGACCACUAAUAAAUCCAACACCAGCAGUCCUCAGUCUCAGAGACCAGCAGACCUUUCGGAUGACGAGGUCAGUGAACUCUUCCAGAGGUUGGCUGAGGUGCAGCAGGAAAAGUGGCUGCUGGAAGAGAAGGUGAAACACUUGGAGGUGAGCUGCUCCUCGAUGGCCGAUGACAUCUGCAAGAAGAGUGCCAUAAUUGAGACUUACGUCAUGGACAGCAGGAGAGAUGGAGGAGGUUCUGCUAGUCACCAGGGAGAGAGGGGAGGACUAAGUUCAGUACUCAGGGAUUUGGUAAAGCCUGGAGAUGAGAACCUGCGUGAGAUGAACAAGAAACUACAGAACAUGCUGGAGGAACAACUCACCAAGAACAUGCACUUGCAGAAGGAUCUGGAGUUAUUAUCUCAGGAGAUCGUGCGUUUGAGCAAAGAUUCUUCUCCCACCCCCAAGGUGUCGGGUUAAGACUGCCAACCCCGCCUGGCUCCUACGUCUGGCUCCUACGUCAGACUCUUCUUUCGCUAGCUCACCUUUCCACGGCCACAGAGGGAAUGCCGCACCUGCUCAACACCCAGGCUGGAUGACGGGCACAAGCCAACCGCACACACCCACACACACUUGCAGGAGAAGAGGAGGUAGAGCAAAGGAGUGUCCAAUCACAGCUCCUCUAUUACUGAACAUACUUACACUAUAAUACUUUGUCUGUCCUCAUCGCUGAUGCUACCGAGAGCCUUGCUAGCUUGCUGGCCGUCCUGUGCUGCUACCCGUCCUUGAGCUGUUUUGGUGGGAGAAGUGGUAGAGUCCACCCACUGCCUGGUCCAGCGGGCUUUUCCCAACCGCCCACCGAGCCCAUGGCCCGAGAAGAAACUGAGCCGCUACUGAGUCGCUUACUGUUACCACUGUUGUGCUCGUCUGUCCUGUAUAUCCUCAUCACAACGGCAGUUUUCUGUUCUUUUUUAUGUCCAUAUAUAUCUAUAUAUGUUUAUUUUAACUUUUAUAGGUUUUAUGUGUUUUUUUGUUGAAUUGUGCAAAUCUAACCGUGGAAAAAAGAAAGUAAUUUAUUGGUUCCUGUUGUACACUUUGACGGUAUGAGGACAGGUAGAGUCUGAAUGUAAGCUUGUAUGACUUUAGUGUUGUGAAAUGGUUCUGCACCACCACGUUCGACCUGUUGGAGGAGCUUAUUUAGGCCACAGGACAUUGGCUCCCUUCGUUAUGUCAACAAAUUGAACUGAUUGAAAUUAGAGGUUUUUGGCGCCAUGCAGGCGCCCAUAAUUGUGUCUGGUAAUUGGGCGAGCUGUUCACACGUCCACUCGGAGCACUGCUAGGAAGCAAAGUGGCCCCUGCACGCCCUGCUUCUCUCUCUCUCUCUCUCUCUCUCUCUCUUUCUCACCCUCUCCCUGUCUCCAUGCUGUCUCCACCAUGGCCCGACACCCCCCCCUCCUCGGCCCCACACUUGCCUUGUUGGGGGCGCUCCGGCUCUCUCACCUUCCACCUCUCUGAGGCCUGAACUUCGUGACAUCUGUUCUCCUUGAAAAACAGUCCGAUUCCUGAAAGGUAAGGGGAGGUGGAGAUGAUAUUUCACACACACCCCUUUAAUAGAGAGCAGCUGGAAGUUAGAACUCUAGAGUUUUUGGGACACUACAGUUUGAGCUGAGCUCAACCAUAUGCUCUUUUCAGAUAACGCAGACCAAAAAACCUGACAGAACCUGCGUAUCGAACUGUCCACAGUCCUGUGUGUGUAUAAGGUUGCACUGACAUUUUUUUUUUUUUCAUUCACCCCCCACCCCUGCGCUGUGUAUGACUAGUUUUUAACGAGUGAAGUUAUGACCAAAAGCCUAUGGGCUGCAGGAGCCUCCAGAGAAAGAUUCAGUGAGCUGCUGAAAUAUUUAGAUUAUGUGAGUGAAAUGGGUCGGGGAGGUGAGUGCUGGAGACCUGUUUGAUGACUAAACUAUAGGCCUGUACUCUGGGACAUAUUUAUUCAUCUGGUUAAUACAGUUGGCUUGGUGAUGUUAGUAAGAUGUGGGCUAUCACUAAUCUCUUUGUUUUUGUUGAGUGCUUUUUAAAAAAAAAUGCUUUCAUGCCUGAUUUUAAACAUUUGCUCUCAGUCUUAUGAUUUGGUACUAUUUAUGCAUAUCGUUUGCAUGUUAUAUAGUACAUAUUGUAAAUUCCUUGCUUGAACACUACUUAAAAAGGAAAUUCUGUUGAAGCAAUGUUCAUCUGAUAUAGAGUAGAGACAUUAUUUAUACUGUAUAGUGGUACAUGGUCAAAUGAACUGCUCUUUUUCCUGUGGUGAAGACCAUCACCAUGUACAGAUCAAAAGUAACUUCCAUAUGUGCAAGAAAUUCUCACAUCAUCUCCCUUUCCUUUGCUUUUUACUUUAAAGAAUGUUGCUGAACAUCUGCCAAAAUCAGCCAGCCUGAGCAGGGAGCAUCGUGAUCGAUUAGUAGCCUACAGCACACUUGCUCUGAACCUGCCCUUGGACUCCCUCUUUAUUUCUCAAUCUGUGUUUGUCCAAUGUCAUGUUCAGUGAACAGACUUCCUUGACUUCCUUGCAGCAUUAAUAAAGAAUGGCUGGAAACUCGUGUGGUGGCUACAUUUAACUCCUCGGACGCGUUUCCUUCACGCCGAGUUUUCCGAGUGCGGUAAGUCUGCCUCGACUCUCCCGUGUCGGAGUGUGUUUGUGAUUAGCCCGAGCUGACUUCCGCCAUGUGGAAUCACGCUGUACACUUAUAACACUCACGUUCUUCAGCACACCUCUGACGGAUCCACCGGGUGGUUCUCAUUGCAGUGGCAUGGCACAAAUGCAGUGCUGUUUCAGGUAUUCACAGCAUAUAACUCCUAUUGACCUACACACACACCUUGCAUUCUAUUGCCCUAGCCUGUGUGUUUUCUUUUGAAUGGACAUCACUUAGUGGAGCAUUAGCAAAUGCUGCACAACCAUAUAAACAAAUUGCAUGAAUCAUUGAACAGACAUUUAAUUUGGCCAUUUUCUGAGCCCUGCUGUCGUCGCUGAAUUUGUCACUCUUGAGUGUAGGGGGUUCUCAGGGAACCCAAAGGAAGCACUGUGUAAUACUAAUGGCUCUUACGUCUCCUCCUGCUGGGCGGGCCAUUUAGCUUAAGUUGUCUGGCUAAGUGGGAUCCUGCAUCGUCAGUUGCCCCCAUUGGCCCAAGUGCCAAUAUGCUGGGUGACAGGAAAGGCCUGCACAGGAACGCGCCCGCGGAAUCCUCCUCCACGGCAUCCUGCCACAGCUUUCUUAACGUAUUAGUUUUUCUUCAUCCUUCAUCAGCCAAUGGUUUGUGUAGGCAAGUCACAACCUUUCUCCUAAAAUGCUUCGUGCUGAGUCCUUAUAAACCAGUGUGUCUCAAGGUUAUGGUUUUCUUUCUCCAUAUUUUUGUGACCUAUGAGUACAUAGCAAAGCACACCAGGAAGAUGAGGCAGUGAUGUAUCUUGAGCUGGGGGCUACACCACCAUCCAAAUGAAGUGUACUCCACAGAAGACUCCUCCAAAAAAAACUGAAUCCUGACACAGAGGCUGGAGGGUAAAACUUGACACUUUCUGGGUUACAGUAUAUUUCCUUUUCUGUUAAACUUUUCCCCCCUCUCGGCUACUUUGGUGAUUGGACACAUGCCUGUUUAAGAGAAGGAAUCUAGACAAACGUCUUAUUUGACAAGCUCAGAAACCUGGUAAAUAAACCUCCUUAAACAGGUUUGAAUUUGCAGUGCUCAGGAAACUGUUGGUUCAGUCAGGGACAUUGAAAAUUAAUUAUUGAUACUGAAGUACAGUUUAUUGAUUUAAAAGAUUUUUUUUUUGUCAUCCUUUCAGUAAACAUAACAUGCAGCUCUUCACCUCCAGCAUUCUAGUAUAAACUGGAAAUCCAGCUGCGCUAAGCUGGAUCUCUUUAUGUUCUUGUUAAGAGCCAGUGGUGUAGGCAGGAUUGUGCUGGAUAGGUACCCGCACUGACAUGGGGGGGGGGGGGCAACAAUGCUGUGUUUUGCUUUGGUCAGAUAAGGCUACAUUUUACAAUCUAGACUCAGUCAUCUAAUGUAGGACGCUAUGAAAUUACAUCCACUCUAUUUAUACUGUUUCUAUCUGCUGUGCCGUUUUGUGGUUUUUGUUUUUUUGGGGGUUUUUUUUGGGGGGGUUUUUUUGUGUUUUUGUUUUAACCUAGUUCACAACCUGUAUAUUUUAUCCUCUGAACUGUAAAGAAGCCUCUUCCAUCUUUUGAAUGGAACUCCUUAAGGAUUGAUCUUUGUUAAUUCUUUCAUAUCACUGCUAGCGUCUUAUAAACCAUUUGUAGAAAUAAAUUGUCAAUUAUUAUAAAAUAUAUUAUGCUGCCAAGCAUGGAUACCAGUAAAAUUAGAUGCACUAACAUGCGUAUGGCUAGCAUUUGUUCUUUUACCGCUAUUGAUUUGUCAACAGCUAAUGAAUAAUUGCUUUUCCAAUUUUGUUUUGGCACAGUGUAAGGUGAUAAUACCUUUGUCACUGUACUGCACCACACUGCAUCAGAAAUUCACUAGUGACCAGGACGUUGAUGCAACUUUUUUCUUAUUUAUUUUUUAGAGCCAAUAUUGUGGAAUGUUCUUUUUUCUUAGUUACCAUACCUGAACCCCAGUGAGCACUUCACAUACCUUCCAGACAUGGUACUAGAACUGGACAGAAUCACACAAUACCAGAACUGGUACUAUAUCUGGACAGAAUCAGAAAAUUCCUUUCAGUAGGUAAAGCAGGUAGAGCGAGAUCCAGGCAGCACUGGCGUUGGAUUUGGCGCCCCAUGCCAUGCUGAAGUGUGCUGUAUAAUGGUGAAUGGUAAUUAUGUCUGCCAAAAUGGUAACGUGUCUGCCAAAUGCUGUAAACAACUGAGACUGGCUGCACUGCGGGUCUGGUGCAGUAGUCCCAGGAUAGCUCCCCAUCAUCUGGUAAACGAAGGAUCUGCAGGCACAGACUGCUACCAAGUAUUAAACAUAACAAUUUAAUUAAUGUUUGUGUUAAUUUUGUCCACUCAUUCACCGUUCCUGGAAACUAUUCCAAUAUAGUUCACCAGAACUGACAUUCUGCACUUUAAACUCAUUGUUUAAAGUCAUUGUUUAGUUUCAAAACCAGUGUUUUGGAACAUUGAGACAAAGAGCAGAAAUGGUGUCAGUGUGCCAUGAAUACUUAAUACUUACACUGACAUGCCCUGAUUGUGAAUUCGUGUGAACUGUUUAAUAAUAUAGACCGAGUUUGUUAUUCAUGGGUGAUUAAAAUUGAAUUUGAUUAA
Electrophorus electricus (electric eel) is the source of this 7678-nucleotide messenger RNA. It is a transcript of the gene gripap1, whose product is annotated as GRIP1 associated protein 1. The record is from RefSeq and is a predicted model, not a curated record. Gene Ontology annotation, cellular component: postsynaptic recycling endosome; extrinsic component of postsynaptic early endosome membrane; glutamatergic synapse. Lineage: Eukaryota; Metazoa; Chordata; Actinopteri; Gymnotiformes; Gymnotidae. Gene Ontology annotation, biological process: neurotransmitter receptor transport, endosome to postsynaptic membrane; regulation of neurotransmitter receptor transport, endosome to postsynaptic membrane; regulation of modification of synaptic structure.